Vitis riparia (riverbank grape) is the source of this 337-nucleotide messenger RNA. RefSeq lists its product as uncharacterized. The transcript has 3 exons. The record is from RefSeq and is a predicted model, not a curated record. Lineage: Eukaryota; Viridiplantae; Streptophyta; Magnoliopsida; Vitales; Vitaceae. Bases 27 to 293 code for a protein of 88 amino acids.
CCACCCUCCUCUCUCUUCAAGCCAUCAUGGAGAACCGGAAGGAGAAGAAUGCUUGGAUGUCAGUUCCACAAUUUGGAGGGUGGGACCAAAAGACUGGAGGAGCUACCAAUUAUUCCAUGAUUUUUUCUCAGGCUAGAGCUAAUAAGAAGCAGCAGAAGGCUGACAUAAACAACAGUCUAGGAAACGAACGGGAGCUCACUCCUCGACGGCAAUAUCCUCAUCAACAACAAGAAGAAUCAGUCAUGAGGAAGAGGAAGUUCCUGACCUACAUUAAUUGUUGUAUUAGGCCUUGAUGUCUUCAAAAGUCUGUCUUCUCUCUCUGUAUUUGCGAUCCUUU